GAGAUCAGUCUGCUUAUGAAUUUUGUUGGUGUACCGUCCAUCGUGAAAAUAUAUUUAAAAAGAAGAAAAAAAAGAUAAUAAUGUGCUUGUUUUCUAUCGUUGGCUCUCACCCACAAAUAUUCACACUCUAAUUAAUUUAAUUUUACUUCAACACUCUCAAUAAAGCUUGAAUAUCAUAAUCUAAAAAUAUAAUAUUAAUAAAGAAAAGAAAAAUAUUUGAAGAUUUUUCUUUCCUCUGAUCGUGUGUGGCAGGUCUUUUUUUUUUGAGGAAAGAAUAACCACUGUUGCAGUGUGUGAAGAAAGUUUAAUUUUACAUCAUAUUUUUUUUUAUUAUACUUUUGUGUCUAUACAUAAAUUAUAACACCAGAAAUAUCAGAAUGUGGAUCAUAUUUUAUGGAUUAGUGGAAAUUAUCUUGUAUUUUUGGUUCAUUUUUAUUGCACUCGAUAUGUUUGAGCUGUACAUUGUUGGUGGUAGUUCAAGGCAUCGUAGAAGACUGUACCGUCACGGAUAUCCGACCACAAGUCAUUUAUUGCAAUAUCUGGCCAGAUUGCCAGUAACACAAUCACCUCUGUUGGACGGUAGACUCCUGAGACGUGCUCUUAGGAAUGGACAAUCUAUAAAUGAUAUUGUGCAGCAGCAACAAGAUAAUAUAGGUUAUUUGUAGCAUAAAAAAUUACGCGAUAUCGUUAGAGCAUUUAUUGAGGAAGGAGUACAAGGAAAUUCAGUGACGACAGAGAGAUAGUAGCAUUUGAUAAGAUUAACCUUCACAUUGACGUAUUAUAAACAUAAAGCUCAUUGCGCACAACUACAAAAUAGUAAAUUGACACACAUUCGGAAGUUAGCAAUAAUAAUAUUUUAUUUUAAUUUUUUUUUUUAAAUAACAAAAAUAAUAAUUGCAAGAAAAUAUUGUAUAUUUGUGGUUUUUGGAGAAAUCUCCAUUGAUAGUGGACAUACAACAUAGAAUAGUGUUUUUAUUGCAUGUGAAGAAAAUUUUUUACAUGAACUCUCUCUCUCUCUCUUGCAUUGAAAAAUAAGUGAGAUUGCAUUGAAGUGAAUUGUCCUUGUCCUUGCCAAGUGUGUGUGUUGUCAAUUAGCUUCAUAAAGAGAAGAAAAAAAAUAAGAUUGAAGCACGGUGUUGAGCAAUGUUCUCAUUCCACAAACCAAAAGUCUACCGCUCAACGCAGGGAUGCUGCAUCUGCAAAGCCAAAUCCAGCAGUUCUCGCUUCACGGACUCAAAGAAGUACGAGACGGAUUUCAUAGAGUGUUUCCAACUGACGGCUCCACGAAAGGGUGAAAUUUGCAAUGCUUGUGUUCUUCUGGUGAAGAGAUUCAAGCGUCUUCCGCCGGGCAGUGAACGUCACUGGGGUCAUGUGGUGGAUGCCAGGGUGGGACCAGGAUUGAAGUCCAUGACGAAAUUUAAGAAGCGCAAGGAGGAAUCCUUGCAGCAGCAACAGAAGCAGGAACAGAAGGUGAAGGAUACUAAGGUGAGUCAAUCUGUUGAGGGAGAGACAACACAUAGAAUUGGAUCGGCUCAGCGUUUCUGUAAGAUCUUCAAGAAGAACAAGAAGAAAAAGACGACCAAUGGGGAGAGUUUAUUGGGAGGAGGGGGUGGAGGAGGAGGAGGUAGUGGAGGUGGAGGAGGAAGUCAUGGAUCAUCGGAUGAUGUGUCAUCACCGUCGAGUCCACUGUCAUACGGGAGUGAUGGGGAGGAUAGUGCUUUGAAGGCAAGAAAGAGGGCAGCAAUGGGGAGUUUCGAUAAUCUCAAGACUUUUGUCACAAAUGAAUUCACAAAUGGAUACAGGGAAGAUGUAUCGGGAAAUACAAUUGGACGACGGACGUUAAUGCGAAAAAAUUACUGUCCGGUGAAGAAUCGAAAGGGGAAGUUAGAGGGGGUACUGGAGGAGAUCCGGGAAGAUGGGAUGUGGGCAAAAGUGCAAAUGUGCUGUGGGCCAGUUUAUGAAAAUAAAGAUCUCUCUGCCAUUAUUGUUGAUGUGACCAAUAUGAAGAUUUGUGGUAGUCAUCAGGCCAUCACAACAGCUACAACAAGUCGGAAGAUUCCGAUGAAUUUGGGUGCGUUGGCUAUCAAAAAGCACCAUCAUCAUAUGUUCUCAUCAUCAACGAAGGUUAGAGGGGGUGGUAAUCUCAUGGAUUUUGCCACAAUGACACAGCCAAAGGCCGUGGAUGUGAUGAAAUGCAAUCAAUUGAGUUGUCCAACAUUGGCGCCAAGUGUUGGAGCUUUGGGCAAACUAAAGGGAUCUGAUGGUAUUGGGGGAAAGGUGGCAAAAGUCAAGGAGUACAAUUUUGUGAAGAAUAUUGUAAAGAUAUGCAAUGAGACCAAGACACCAACCAGCAAAGUGAAGACAUUGGAGAAAAUCUUGAGUGCGACUGAGAAUCUCGGUAAUAAAUUCAGUGAUAAUUCAUCGGAUUCGGGCUAUGAGGAAUUGCCAAAUAUUGUAGAGACGAAGAAUCCAAUGAUUGCUGCUGUACGGAAUAGUGUAAUGCAGAAUAGCAUGAUUAUUGGCAUGAAUCAAAUUGCUCUGCCGCAGACACAGCCAAUUUCUUCAACUACAUUCAAACGAUCUCCCGGAAGAAUACAUACUGAUCGUGUGGAAACUGUCAUCUAUGCAAGAACGGCUCCAAUCAAUAAAAAUUCAGUGGGGACGUAUUAGAUAAAUAAAUCAAUGAAUAAGAAGAAGAUAAAUCUCUACUAAACAAAACAAAAAAAACAUAGAUUCUCAAAGAAAAGAAGAGAGAGGAAAAACACAUAAUUAUAAAAUAAUCAACUUAUAAAUUUUAACACAAAUUUUAUCUCUUUCAGUAUUUAACAACAAAAAUUAUUUUGUGUCUUAAAUUCAGCAAAAACAAAAAAAACAAUUGUAUUUAUAGAAAAUGCUGAAGAAAGGAUAUGAAAAAUAUUAAGGUUUUAAAUAAAAAUUAUUAGUUUUAUUUUGAGUGAGAUAUUAGGAAUUAUUAUAUUAUAUAUAUUUGACAAAAAAGGCAAAAUAAAAAAAACAUGCAGCCGG
This is a messenger RNA of Phlebotomus papatasi, 3024 nucleotides long. RefSeq lists its product as uncharacterized. Gene Ontology annotation, biological process: negative regulation of cell migration. The coding region runs from base 1144 to 2670 and encodes 508 amino acids. Lineage: Eukaryota; Metazoa; Arthropoda; Insecta; Diptera; Psychodidae. The record is from RefSeq and is a predicted model, not a curated record. The transcript has 5 exons.